Fulvia fulva is the source of this 747-nucleotide messenger RNA. RefSeq lists its product as uncharacterized. The record is from RefSeq and is a predicted model, not a curated record. NCBI's taxonomy places the organism in Eukaryota, Fungi, Ascomycota, Dothideomycetes, Mycosphaerellales, Mycosphaerellaceae. Bases 1 to 747 code for a protein of 248 amino acids. The transcript has 5 exons.
AUGAAAGCUCAAGUGUUCGUUUCCAUGGGGCUCCUGGCUGCCGCUCACGCCUCAGUAAUCAAGGCACGCCAAUUCGGUCCCCAAGACAUUCUCAACUACGUCUGCGAAGGAGACUCAAAGGGAGACAUGCCAGAGAUCUGCAAGAACAUGUGCUAUGGAGUCUAUUGCCAAGGCUUCUCAACAUCAAUGUACUGGGACAAGCCAGACAGGGAAACUAGCACAGCCAGAGCAAAGACCGCAGGCUGUGGAAGUGGCAAUCGCUGCAGCAAAUCUCCCUAUGGCUCAGGUUGCCAAUGCGACGAGUUUCCAUUCCGCUCGGUCACGAGGCCAUCGGGCUUCCUUCCAGUCAAUCGCUGUGUUCCGAGUGGACAGAAUCGAGCUCAAAGCAACGUCCUCAAGCAAUUCUACUACUCGCAGGGCAGCUACAGCGGCACCGGUCUAGGCGGUCAGCCUGGACAGUUCACACUCUCUUUCGCGAACUAUGGGGAUGUCAAGUACUGCGGUUUCGAAGAAGACUGCAAGAAUGAUGGCAACCAGUAUAACAGGAAUGGAGAGAUCGCCGACAAGAAGGAUUCGAAGCGGGGGGCUGGUAUGCUGAACACCUAUGUCACCGAGAAAGGACAGAUCAUCCAUGUACCUGGCGGCGCGUUCCCAGGCGAUCGUGUGUGGACACCAGAUUCUUACGAUGAGGACCUUGAUUUUGACAUUGACUUCAUCGUUGGGCCUAGUAACGAGACAGUGGUGUGA